UGUAUCACACCCACACCACACCACCAAUGACAACAGCAACAGAAGUCAAGCUGCUCACGCUGCUGAACGUGAGCGCGAUCAAGCGGCCGCGCGAGGGCGAAAAGCCUGGCGGAUUCCGGAGCCCGACCGUGUCGCGACAGCAGAGCGUGGACGGGGAGGCUCCUACGCCUUCAAAACGGCGGCGGAGCGUCGUGUUCGGCGGCGAGCUCGGCCCCAGCGGGAGCACGUACGGGCAGAACGGCAAGAAGGCCAAGGGAAAGGGCAAGGCUGCUGAGCCUGUCGCUGCGGCGGCCGUGGAGAACGAUGAGGAGGCCGGCGAGCCCGACGCCGAGCUCGAGGCCGACUCGGACGACGAGGCAGCCAACGACGACGACACGUUCAACACACAUUUCGGCGCCGCGCCAAGCGUCCUCACUCCCGCGGCUGUCGCUGCUGAGGCCGAGCACAAGUGGGUGACGAGCCGGACGAGCCUGCGAGGCCUGGGACGGGUGGUGGAGCAGCGUGUCGGCGAGGCAUCAGACGGCAAGGCAAGGCUCACGCCCGCCAUCGCCACCGCCAUGGCCUCCAAGCCGCUGGCGAGCACGUACCUCUCCCAGCUGGGCGCCUACACCGACCUGUACGCGCACAGCCUGGACGGCGAGGCGGACGGGUCGGAGAAGGGCGUCGGCAAGGCCAAGCACCGGGAUGCGCUGCGCGCCGCGGCAGCCGCGCACGCGAUCAACCACGUCCUCAAGACGAGGCGGCGCAUCGUGCGCAACAACGAGAAGCUCGCGCGCGCCGCCGCAGCCGCCGACGCCGAGGCGCCCGAGCCCCCGCGCGACCAGUCGUUCACGCGCCCCAAGGUGCUGCUGUUGCUGCCUCUGCGCUCGCUCGCGCUCGAGUGGCUCGAGAAGCACCUCUUCCCGCUCGCCGGCGAGGGGACGCAGAUCGAGAACCUCCGCCCGUUCACGUCAUCCUUCUCUGUGCCUGCGGACGAGGACCCGCUCGCGGGCACCAAGGCCGAGGCCGACUUCCCCGUCGACCACCUGGAAAACUUCCGCGGCAACUCGGACGACAACUUCCGCUUCGGCAUCAAGCUGACCCGCAAGGCGUGGCGCGUCGUCAUGCCCCCCGUCAACGAGGCCAAGCUGAUCGAGUGCGACAUUGUCAUUGCGUCCCCGCUGGCGCUCAAGAUGGCCGCCGAGCGCGAGGACAGCACCGACGUGCUGAGCAGUAUCGAGAUUGCCAUUGCCGAUGGGCUCGACGUGCUGCAGAUGCAGAACUGGGACCACGUCCAGUUCGUGUUCAAGCACCUCAACGAGAUCCCCAAGUCACCGCACGGGUGCGACUUUUCGCGCGUCAAGCCGUGGUACCUCGAGGGCCAGGCGCGGCUCUUGCGCCAGACGCUCCUGAUGAGCCGGUACGACGCGCCCGAGUCGCGCGCGCUGUUCAACGGCUGUGCGAACGUGGCGGGCAAGGUGCGCGUCGACGCGAGCGCGUCGCUUGCGGGCGUGCUGGACCGUGUGCGCCCCGGUGUGCGCCAGAUCUUCAACCGCAUCGACGUCGACGCGCCGCGUGGCGCCGCCUCGCUGUCGCCUGAGGCGGCCGUCGAGGAGGUCGACGCCCGCUUCGAGCACUUUACGAAGAAGACCAUCCCCGCCCUCCUCCGCUCCGCCGUCUCGCGCCAGAACACGCUCGUCGUCGUGCCCUCCUACUUUGACUUUGUCCGCGUGACAAACUACCUCCGCAAAGCCGACAACGUGUCGUAUGCCGCCGUGUCAGAGUACUCCUCCAACGCCGAGAUCUCGCGCGCCCGUACGCUGUUUUUCAAGGGCAAGCGCGCGCUCCUCGUCGUCACGGAGCGUCUCCACUUCUACCGCCGGUACAAGCUCCGUGGCGCCAAGACGCUCGUGUUUUACUCGCUGCCCGAGCACGCCCAGUUCUACUCCGAGUUCCUCGCCACGCCAUUCAUCCCCUCGCGCGAGGCCGAGGCCGCCGGCGCCGACGCAGACGUCGACCCAGCAGAAGUGUCGGCCAUCACCCUCUUCUCGCGCUUCGACGUGCUCAAGCUUGAGCGUGUCGUCGGACACGACGACGCAAGGCGCAUGCUCGCCAGCACCGAGGCGCGUUUCGAGUUUGCCUAAGUAGAUGGUUUCAGUGUGUUUAGUUUUCCAAUCCCAGCAACAUGUACAAUGCACUAUACGUCACAAAUGCAAUGCAAACCG
Vanrija pseudolonga is the source of this 2204-nucleotide messenger RNA. It is a transcript of the gene utp25, whose product is annotated as U3 small nucleolar RNA-associated protein 25. Gene Ontology annotation, biological process: maturation of SSU-rRNA from tricistronic rRNA transcript (SSU-rRNA, 5.8S rRNA, LSU-rRNA). The coding region runs from base 27 to 2123 and encodes 698 amino acids. NCBI's taxonomy places the organism in Eukaryota, Fungi, Basidiomycota, Tremellomycetes, Trichosporonales, Trichosporonaceae. The transcript is spliced from 3 exons. Gene Ontology annotation, molecular function: U3 snoRNA binding; rRNA binding. The record is from RefSeq and is a predicted model, not a curated record. Gene Ontology annotation, cellular component: nucleolus; small-subunit processome.